Messenger RNA from Candidula unifasciata, 462 nucleotides. The record is from the annotation of a GenBank genome assembly. NCBI's taxonomy places the organism in Eukaryota, Metazoa, Mollusca, Gastropoda, Stylommatophora, Geomitridae.
AUAACCGGAGGCAUCUUCAGUGGGUUGGUCGUCACUGCAGUGGUUGUCUCCCUGCUGGUUUACAGAAACUGGAGAUAUGAACAAGAGAUUGAGGGUCUACUGUGGAAGAUCGACAGGUCACUUAUUCAGUUCCCCGAGAUGCCUGCCGACUGCUGCAACAAAACCUCAUGCUUAUGCUAUGGUCACAGUGGUAGCCCAACAUGUUGUAAUGCCUUUGUGAUGUCCCUGGAGUCCAGAAACUCACUAGUGCGGGUGUUCUCAUUCAUUGGGAAGUACAAGGGACAGACUGUGGCCCUGAAAACCUACAACAUGGGAACCUCUGCGCUGAGCAGACGGGAGAAGAUGGAGAUGAAAUUGAUGAGGGAACUGCUGCACAAAAAUGUCAACACUUUCAUCGGAGCCUGCCUGGAAGCCUCAGUCCUGACACUGGUCACUGUUUACUGUCACAAGGGCAGCCUUCAG